AAAUGGCCAAUCACAAGGACGGAGAUAGGAAUGUGUAUUCUGUGCGGUCGUCGACGAACGGCAGCUCCGACCUCGAUCCACCGCUCAACAGCGGACUGCCACCAGCAUGCGACAGGGUGCACGUGUCGCCUUGUGAGGCGAAUCAUCUCAGGCGCACCUAAUCCACGUCCAUUCAAAUCAACCCUUGCGGGGCCCACCGAUCAUCCCCUACCGACCGAGGCCCGGAGCCUUCAAAAGAGCGCCAUCGUCGUCACCGAGAAGAGGAAAACCCACGGCGAAAUAUGUUGCAGUCGAGUCUUCCUCCCGCUCCCUUGUUCCUGCCGCGUCACUCCUCCUCCUCCUCCUCCCCCGCCACAUGGAGUCCCCGGCAUAACUCCAAGAGGAGAUCCCCCCGUUCCUGUCUCGUUCAAGAGGAGCCGGACCGGGCAGUUGAACCAGAGAGGGAGCCAGCGCCUCGGCGAGUGAGCACCCAGCUAAAUCGGUGGUCGCGGGCCCGGUCCAUCCGCUCGGGCCGGCGGAUCGACUGGCCGGCCUUGCGGAAGAAGACCGCGCCCCCAUCCUCGCCGGCGCCGCCGCCCUCGUCUCCUCCCUCCGAGGCGGGCGUCCGGCCAGCCGUGGCGGGGGAGGGAAUAGAGGGCGAUGGCGAGGACGACGAGAGCGAACUGAUGGAGGGGAAGGCUAUCUACAUGGUGUCGGAUGGCACGGGGUGGACGGCGGAGCACUCCGUCAACGCGGCCCUGGGCCAAUUCGAGCACUGCCUGGUCGACCGCAUCUGCCCCGUCAAUACGCACCUCUUUUCUGGGGUUGAAGAUAUGGAUAGACUGAUGGAGAUUAUAAAGCAAGCUGCCAAAGAAGGUGCUUUGCUCCUUUAUACCCUUGCUGAUCCUGACAUGGCAGAAUAUGCAAAGGAUGCCUGCAAAGUCUGGGGUGUCUCAUCGGCCGAUAUACUUCGACCCAUAACUGAGGCCAUUGCUACCCAUCUUGAUGUUGCUCCUUCUGGGUUACCUCGAGGUGCUGCAGGCAGAAGUGCUCCACUUAGUGCAGAAUACUUCAAACGUAUUGAGGCUAUAGAUUUCACUAUCAAACAAGAUGAUGGAGCUAAGCCGCAAAACCUUGAUCGUGCCCAUAUUGUCCUUGUCGGUGUUUCGCGCACUGGGAAGACACCCUUGUCCAUAUAUCUAGCUCAAAAGGGAUAUAAGGUGGCAAAUGUGCCGAUAGUUAUGGGUGUGGACUUGCCGAAGACCCUCUUUGAAAUAAAUCAAGAGAAGAUCUUUGGAUUAACAAUCAAUCCAGUUAUUCUGCAGACCAUUAGAAAGGCAAGGGCCAAAAGUCUUGGUUUUGGCAGUGAAACGAGAAGCAAUUAUUCGGAGAUGGACCAUGUGAGGGCGGAGUUGGAGUAUGCCAAUAAAAUCUUCACACAGAACCCGACUUGGCCGGUGAUCGAGGUCACUGGGAAAGCAAUCGAAGAAACUGCAGCUGUUGUAGUCAGAAUGUACCAUGACAGAAGACAAAAGUGUUUGAUGCCACGCAUUUCCAAACGGUUUGUUGUGUUCUCGGGAAACAUGAGAUGAAGUGGACCAUUCGAAUUUGGACAUGAAUAGAUAAUUCAUAUGACGAGGUUGAAUCUGUGAUUGUAACACCGAUUUUUCUAGGAAUUUUUUUUCUUUUUUUAUUGUCCUUUUUUUUUCCAUUGCAUUCAGAUGGAAAGAAAGUCUUUGAUUAAUUCAUCCCUUGUUCUCCAUCUUGUACUUUUUUUUAUUUUAUUUUGGCAUCCUUGUACCAGUUUGUAUGUUUUGUCCCAGCUGAAAUUAUAUAGAGGACAGGAAUCUUCCAUUCA
This is a messenger RNA of Musa acuminata AAA Group (dessert banana), 1837 nucleotides long. Its product is annotated as probable pyruvate, phosphate dikinase regulatory protein, chloroplastic. The record is from RefSeq and is a predicted model, not a curated record. Gene Ontology annotation, molecular function: ATP binding; transferase activity, transferring phosphorus-containing groups. The coding region runs from base 282 to 1571 and encodes 429 amino acids. The transcript has 4 exons. Lineage: Eukaryota; Viridiplantae; Streptophyta; Magnoliopsida; Zingiberales; Musaceae.